AUGGGAAGAAAGCGGAGGACGAAGGGAGCGGGCGGCAGGGGCUGGCUGGGCAGAGGCGGUAGUCAAGCUAGAAUGGAGCCAUCCUAUGGCGGGAAUGGACGGGAGGGAGAUGGAAGACGGAGAGGGAUGAGGAUGGAGGUGAGGAUGGAGACGAGGAUGGAGGUGAGGAUGGAGGUGAGGAUGGAGGAUGAAGACGCAGGAAUGAAGAAGACGAGACCGCGAGAGAAUCAAAAGGAGGAACGAAGCAAACACACCGACGAGCCGGCGUACGGUACGCGACGAGACACGACAUGGGGGACUCCUGCGAGGGAGAGGCAGAAGAGGCAGAAGAAGCAGAAGAAGCAGAACUUAGAAGAAGCAGGAGAAGCACUCCGUGUAUGGGGUGGCAAGUAUUAUGAAUCAGAUUUACUCCACCGUCCUCGACGCCGAAGAUGCUGCUUGCGGUUCCUGCAGGGACACGACGCUGGCCCAAUUGCUGAUUCCUCCACCUUUCAACCGGCUGCCACCAUGCAGCAACAGCAGCACCAGAAGCAGCAGCGUGCAUCUGCAUCGACAUCUGCAUCUUCCGCUGCACCCACGCCUGGCAUUAUUCUCGACGGGCGGUUGUUAUCACCGCACGAACUACGCCUACUGAAGGGAUCAAAGGGUAGUUACUGA
Molecule: messenger RNA, 657 nt
Organism: Histoplasma capsulatum G186AR
Lineage: Eukaryota; Fungi; Ascomycota; Eurotiomycetes; Onygenales; Ajellomycetaceae
Exons: 4
Coding region: 1-657 (218 amino acids)
Source: RefSeq, a predicted model, not a curated record